AUGGUCCUAGCUGUUUGGUUGGUCUCCUUCACCUACACCUGGAUUGCAUGGCUGCCAGAUGCUUCUGCUGCUUCUGCCAUCAAGAGGCACCAUCAGCAGUGCCUCUCUUCAAUGAAACAAACACGCAUAAGAAAAACCGGAAUGAGGAAAGACGACAGUACUAAAGUCUGGCCCCUGAGACGGGAGCAGUUGUUGCACAUUGAAGACCAUGAUUUCUCCACAAGACCUGGAUUUGGAGGUUCCCCAGUGCCAGUAGGUAUAGAUGUCCAGGUUGAAAGCAUCGACAGCAUUUCAGAGGUCAACAUGGACUUUACAAUGACUUUUUAUCUCAGGCACUAUUGGAAGGAUGAGAGGCUCGCCUUUCCUAGCACUACAAACAAGAGCAUGACCUUUGAUCACAGACUGAUUCAAAAGAUUUGGGUGCCUGAUAUCUUCUUUGUCCAUUCUAAAAGAUCCUUCAUCCAUGACACGACAGUAGAGAACAUCAUGCUUCGAGUACACCCAGACGGAAACGUUCUCUUCAGCCUCAGGAUAACCGUUUCGGCCAUGUGCUUUAUGGACUUCAGCAGGUUUCCUCUGGACACUCAGAACUGUUCUCUGGAGCUGGAAAGCUAUGCCUACAAUGAAGAGGACCUAAUGCUCUACUGGAAACACGGCAACAAGUCCUUGAACACGGAGGAGCACAUCGCCCUUUCUCAGUUCUUCAUUGAGGAGUUCAGCGCAUCCAGUGGAUUGGCCUUCUACAGCAGCACAGGGUGGUACUACAGGCUUUUCAUCAACUUUGUGCUGCGGAGGCACAUUUUCUUCUUUGUACUGCAGACCUAUUUCCCAGCCAUGUUGAUGGUGAUGCUUUCAUGGGUUUCAUUCUGGAUUGACCGGAGAGCUGUUCCUGCAAGAGUAUCCCUGGGAAUCACCACAGUGCUCACCAUGUCCACGAUUGUCACUGGGGUGAGCGCCUCCAUGCCCCAGGUGUCCUAUGUCAAGGCAGUGGACGUGUACAUGUGGGUCAGCUCCCUCUUUGUGUUUCUGUCAGUCGUUGAGUAUGCGGCCGUGAAUUACCUCACCACAGUGGAAGAGUGGAAGCAGCUCAACCGGAGAGGAAAGAUUUCUGGAACGUACAAUAUUGAUGCUGUUCAAGCCAUGGCCUUUGAUGGAUGCUACCAUGACAGUGAGACUGAUGUGGACCAGACUUCAUUCUCUCUACACUCAGAAGAAGACUCCAUGAGAGCAAAGUUCACAGGGAGCCCCUGUACAGAUUUGUCUCGGAUAAAGAGAAAGUCUAUGGGAGGAAACGUUGGUAGAAUCAUCCUAGAAAACAACCAUGCCAUUGAUACCUAUUCUAGAAUUGUAUUUCCCAUCGUUUAUAUAAUAUUUAAUUUGUUUUACUGGGGUAUAUAUGUAUGAAGGGGACUUUUUUGCUUGCUGAUUUUUUUUUUUUUCUCUUUGCAGUACUUAGGACCUUGCAUGUGCUAAAUAAGUGCUCUGCCAUC
Messenger RNA from Peromyscus leucopus (white-footed mouse), 1490 nucleotides. It is a transcript of the gene Gabrr3, whose product is annotated as gamma-aminobutyric acid type A receptor subunit rho3. Gene Ontology annotation, molecular function: extracellular ligand-gated monoatomic ion channel activity; neurotransmitter receptor activity; GABA-A receptor activity. Gene Ontology annotation, biological process: signal transduction; nervous system process; monoatomic ion transmembrane transport. The transcript is spliced from 9 exons. Bases 1 to 1404 code for a protein of 467 amino acids. Lineage: Eukaryota; Metazoa; Chordata; Mammalia; Rodentia; Cricetidae. The record is from RefSeq and is a predicted model, not a curated record. Gene Ontology annotation, cellular component: GABA-A receptor complex; membrane; synapse.